AUUAGUUUCUUAACAUGUACAACUAACGGGCUGGUAUACAUUUGCUGGAAAUGUUAAACCAAACUAUGCGAUCUUGACUUCACUCAAAGCGAAACCGAUAAUGAAUCCAGCGUGAUAUUAACUGAGUAUCAGCCUGAAUGACCCUUCAGUGUGGAAUAAUACACCACUAUGUAGCGAAGCAAUAGCGCUGAAGAGCGUACGGAACAAUACGCCGCUGUGCGUUUUUUGUUUCACGAGUUGUAUAUUUAAUCCGAAGAAGUUGAGCGAAUAUAUCAGUUUGAUGAAAUGGUGCGAGGCGCUUAGUCGAAGACAUUUUGCAACAGUCUGAACUAAACAAUUGUGAAAUGCCUACCCCAAGCUUAGUAUCAUCAGGUAGUCCUACUCCAAGUAGUGUGUCCUACGGCACUACAAAUAAUAUGGCAUCAAUAAAAGAAUCCUUCACAGAACUAGAAGGCAAUAUACUGGGAUCGAAAGACUAUAUCGAUACAAAAAGUGUUUUUGGAGCAGACACUAUAUAUCAAGACAGCGAUGAUGAUGACGAUACAUUACUCGCAACUUCUGGAGAAGAAAUCGACCCUAAAAGUAUCGGUUUAUUUGACAUCGUUAAGCGCGAAUUUCGCGUGAGAACAGCAGUGAUAACAAACAAGCCUGAUCAUGGCCAAGUACAUAAGAAGCCAAAGAUUAACUUCAUUCAAGAUAUGAAGAACAAAGUGGGGAUCGCAAUAGAUCAUAAAAAUCGAGCCCUAGAAGAAAUGCAAAACAAAAAUUUGAAACAGGCAACACGAUUUUUUCAUCUUGCUUUGCUGCAUAUUAAAGGAUUGGAUCCAGAUGAAGGUGUUUUGUGGAGUUUGGACUUUGAAGACAUGGAUAAAGAUAAAUUACCGCUACGUGUUAUGCCUUCAGAAUUAAAAGAAAUCAAAGAAGGAGUAGAAAUAGACUGCUAUUUGGGACUUGCUGGAUGCCUACAACACAAAGAGCGAGUUCCUUAUCGAAGAAUUAAAAGCUACUGUAUGCGAAUUCUUGACUUUCGAGAAGAUUACGUCCCUGCAUUAGUCAAAUGCGGGAUGGCAUGUUAUUAUUUACGAGAAUACGAACUGUGCAGAUUCUACAUGCAAAACGCAAAAGAUUUGUCAACGGAACCAAUGGUUAAUGACAAAUUUACGAGUUCCGUUUUUUGGGUCACCCUGUAUUAUAAUGGGAAAAUUAUUAUCCGAUACGGACCUAAACAUGUUUCGAUCCAGAAAUUAAAAAAUAUCUUCGUAUGGUAGAAAAUCAACUCACAAAAGGAAAGAAGAAGAAAUGAAAAGGGAUUUUGUAUCAUUGAAUAUUAUAAACAAUUAAUGCGAGCAGUCGGGAAUCAUUCCUAUAAACAGGAGCAAUAGAAGAUAUUCAAUAUUCAAGCGCGUGCAACUGUGGUCAUCAUUUCAUAGAGCUCGCAAUGGCAAAAAAUGGAAUAUCAAGGAGUGUAUCCGAGCUAUUUCAGUACGGGAUGUAAAAUUAUAUAUUAUUUUUUUGCUUCUAUUACGUUUUGAUUAAAGGCAUUAUAUUAUCCAAUUCGA
Messenger RNA from Styela clava, 1559 nucleotides. RefSeq names its product tetratricopeptide repeat protein 9C-like. Gene Ontology annotation, biological process: protein folding; negative regulation of apoptotic process. Gene Ontology annotation, molecular function: protein folding chaperone; protein binding. NCBI's taxonomy places the organism in Eukaryota, Metazoa, Chordata, Ascidiacea, Stolidobranchia, Styelidae. Gene Ontology annotation, cellular component: endomembrane system; cytosol; mitochondrial envelope. The record is from RefSeq and is a predicted model, not a curated record.